Molecule: messenger RNA, 2910 nt
Organism: Fusarium proliferatum ET1
Lineage: Eukaryota; Fungi; Ascomycota; Sordariomycetes; Hypocreales; Nectriaceae
Exons: 6
Coding region: 1-2910 (969 amino acids)
Biological process (GO): protein phosphorylation; chromosome segregation
Cellular component (GO): nucleus; centrosome; cytoplasm
Molecular function (GO): ATP binding; protein kinase activity
Source: RefSeq, a predicted model, not a curated record
AUGGCAAGACCGGACUACAUUGAGAUAUGCCAAGACAUACGAUCACAAUUCACCAUCAAGUUCAAAAAAGCCAAAACAAAAGACAAGUUCGCGACAAGAGGCUUGGUCAGAGAUAUUCUUUCCCGAUCAUUGUUGGAAACGCUUUACGAGAGCAUCUAUGAUAGUGCCCCUAUCUCGGAGACAGGCCCGAAUGCUAUUAGCGCAUACCAGUUUGUUCGAAGUAUAGAGAGGAAAAUGCUACACGACUUUUUGGCUGUUCUGUUAUACGCAAAGUGCUCAAUCAAUGCCGUAAAAAUCUUUACCGAAGAGCUCGUAUUCGGAAGCAUGGCGCAAGAGCAGCAAGGGUAUAGCGAAACUCCAUAUCUGCUCCCUGCGACCGAGGAUUAUCUUACCAAUCUGUUCAGCCCUUUUGACGCCCAGGAAAUCUUCGCCGAGCAACAGCCGUUCUGUACCAUUGUACUUGGCGGACCAGGAGUUGUCACGAUUGACCAAGAUGAUAAGCGGUCCCUGCCAUGGCUAGAAGAGGAACAUAUUGGUUCAGGUGCUUUCGGGAGCGUUUAUAGAGUCAAGAUACCCAAGGACCAUUUGACCAUGCACCGAGAUUUCAACCAAACCAUCAACACUGUCAAGCUAGUUGCUCGCAAAGAUUACAAACCCGCCAAAGAUAUCGAGGAGAGCUUUGAGAAUGAGGUGAGAUCUAUUCGAGACAUCUUCAGUGGCAACUCCAAGCACAACAACAUCCUCGAGAGCUUUGGCACCCUUAUCAUCAGAGGACCAGAGUCGAAGUUCAGUCUACUUAUGCCACUAGCAGAGAUGGACCUGCAGAAGUAUAUGGAAAAUAAACCGGACAUCUCUGCUGAUGGCAGAUGGGGCCGAGAGCGUAUCAUCAGCGCCGCUAUAGGCCUGGCAGAUGGACUUGAUUUUCUCCAUAGUAAGAUGACUACAGCUGGAGGUGAUCGACUGGUUUGUUACCACAUGGAUCUCAAGCCUAGCAAUAUCCUGGUGUUUCUACAUGAACCACGACUGGAGGAUGCCAGCACAGAGGACAGAGACUACGGCAUGACUUGGAAGCUCAGCGACUUUGGCUUGUCCAGAGUCAAGACCAAAACAAAGCCGGAAAAGAAUUUGGACAGCCUCUUCGAAAGGAAGAUCAUUGACCAGUCCAGCCAAGCAUCACCGACUCAAAACCAUCGAGGAAAUGGCACAUACCUACCAAAUGAAGCCCAGGACCCCGGAAAGACUAUGGAUCACAAGAGUGACAUCUGGUCCUUAGGUUGCAUUAUCAGCGUGCUAUUUACGUACAUGGAAGAGGGGCACUCCGCGCUGAAAAGCUACAGUAACUCCCGACUCAAGUACAACAACAAGCAGUUCGACGUCUUUUACCAGCAUAAUAGGUCCAGCAGGGGUGCUAGUCUGAACGAUGCUGUGAAAAGCCAACACAACAAGUUAAUUGAAGCCGCGAAAAAAAGAAACGCGGCUGAAGGCGAAGCGGUUUCAUAUGUACUCAAGUACCUGGAGAGUAGUGUUCUGGUGAUCGACCAAAGCAAUAGGUGCAACGCAGAAUCAAUCGUUCAAUGUCUAGGAAGGACAUUGAAGAAAUAUCAAAUAGUGGAAUCGUCAGUCGGGCCUGAAUCCCCUGCAGAAAAGCCGUAUCCCUUACGCCGGAGACUCAAAGAUGCCCUUAUGAAUGGUCUCCGCAAGGAGCGCCCUGCUGUGCCAGUCGAUAUCGACCGCUGGCGACUCGACAUAGAAAAGUCUACUCGGUUCAAAGACUUUAGGAGUUCGCCGGAUGGCCAAUUCAUAGCUUACUGGAGUGAUAAGACUAUCAUGGUAUUCGACAGAGCCACCACGAUAUCAAGGACAAAUUCUAGCAGUACAUUUGGCACCGGAUUAAGGGUCACCUCCAUGGAUAACAUACGAGAUUGUACUCUAAGGAAUGUUGGAAAAUAUCAACUAGGUGGAGUGAGCUGCUCCUGGAAAUCUCUCGGGCUCACAGAUUCAUACUUGGUGGCUGCUACUACAGAGGCCAAGUCGUUAGAGUGCUAUGUGUUUGACAUUGAAUCAGAUAAAACGUUGCGAACGUACAGCAAGAUCACCUUGCCGUAUUCUGGGUUCCACAGUUUGACAGUAUCGCCAACCCAGAACGCGAUGGCCUGUAUCCUAAGCAAUAACGAUCGAGCAACUUUGUUCACGGCAGUGAUCAAUACGAGUCUUUCCGAACCAACUACGCCUUCGAUUAGUCUCUUGUCGGAAACGUCAUCGCGCCAAGACUAUCAGGAUGCUGGAACUCGUUUCAUCCAACGGAAACUUCUUGACCUGGACUGUUCGACAUCAUCAGUCGAGCAUAUAGUGCUAAGAACGGAAGAUGAAGGAUAUAUAAUUAUCCGAAGCGCAUCGACUCUAUUUCUAUGCCUGUUCACUAUUCGCCGUCCGAGGGUGGUGAAGGAGAAGCUGAAGCUUGGAUCACCUACCGGCAGUGUAGAACGGCUGUUUACUGAUAUGGUUUCCUUCCACAGUGAAGCCAACGAAGCUCAAUCGGAAGUCAUUGUGGUAGUACAGGCUCAGCGGAUUUUUCAUCUCAAGUUCAGAGGCGCCGACGAAGCUGCCUCAAGCAUCGCGUAUCUUCCAGUAGAAUACUAUCGCAUACUCAAGAUUGCGACAAAUGGUCAGGUAGUCGUCGCUCUAGGAGCGCACUCAGGGAGCAGCCACCUUUUCCUGCUUGAGGUGAAGCUCUCAAGUCCCAGAGUCCGCCCGCAACUUCGAAAGAUUGCAGAGCUUAAAGAGGUGUCGACAUCCUGUCAGGCUAAGCUGAGUGUGAUUGGAGAUUGGAGCGAACCCAUUGUCUUGAUUACGACCGCGACACCUGAUGGACAAUAUCGUAAGACUCUUUUCUACUUCUCCCACGCAUGA